This is a messenger RNA of Biomphalaria glabrata, 357 nucleotides long. Its product is annotated as keratin-associated protein 4-3-like. The record is from RefSeq and is a predicted model, not a curated record. The transcript has 2 exons. The coding region runs from base 1 to 357 and encodes 118 amino acids. NCBI's taxonomy places the organism in Eukaryota, Metazoa, Mollusca, Gastropoda, Planorbidae.
AUGUUGCAGAAUGUUGCAGAAUCUUGCAGAAUGUUGCAGAAUGUUGCAGAAUCCUGCAGAAUGCUGAAAUGUGACAGGCUGAAAUGUGACAGGCUGAAAUGUGACAGGCCGAAAUGUGACAGGCUGAAAUGUGACAGGCCGAAAUGUGACAGGCCGAAAUGUGACAGGCCGAAAUGUGACAGGCUGAAAUGUGACAGGCCGAAAUGUGACAGGCUGAAAUGUGACAGGCUGAAAUGUGACAGGCUGAAAUGUGACAGGCUGAAAUGUGACAGGCUGAAAUGUGACAGGCUGAAAUGUGACAGGCUGAAAUGUGACAGGCCGAAAUGUGACAGACUAAAAUGUGACAGGCCGAAAUGA